This is a messenger RNA of Salvia hispanica, 411 nucleotides long. The record is from RefSeq and is a predicted model, not a curated record. Lineage: Eukaryota; Viridiplantae; Streptophyta; Magnoliopsida; Lamiales; Lamiaceae.
AUGUCGUCCUCCUCCUCCAUGCUCCUCCUCCUUCUCCCCCUCCUCCUCCUUGGCUCGUCUGCCCACGCCCAACUCUCCCCGCCUCCGCCCCCGGCCCCGGCCCCCAUCAACGUCACCGAGAUCCUCAUGGGAGACGGGCAAUGCAACGACAUACUCCGCUUACUCAACGGGAUCGGGAUCAUUAGGCAGCUUGGCAUACUCAACCAGACCGGGACCAUUGAUCAGCUCACCGACUCGCUCUACAACUCGCUCGGCAAGCUCUACAAAUCGCUCUUCAACUCGCUCACCAACACGCUCACCAAGUCGCUCCCCUACCAGUACUCCAUGUCGCUCGGCAAGUCGUUCCGCAAGUCGCUCGACGAGUCGCUCGGCGAGUCGCUCGACAAGUUGCUCUUCAGGGGCUCUGGAUAA